UUCUGUUCUCAUUGGCUGGAUAGCUUUUUGCGGUUUCUGUUGACUUUCUUUUAAAAGUCGGAAAAGGUGACGAGUAUCGCGAGAGUCGAGUGCCGACUGAGCGGUGAACGUGAAGAGAGAGGUCCGGGAAGAGAGGAGAAAGAGUGGACUAAAGCUACGGCCUACAGUCUAAACGGAGCCGUGUCCAAACAUCCAAUAUGUCCUCCAGUUUUCUUUUCCGCCUGCUGUCUCUCGCCUUUUUCCACGGCGCCGUGUGGGCCGAACAGCGGAAGCUUUCUCCAGAAAACUUGCUGGUCAUCACCGUGGCAACAGAGGAGACGGACGGCUUCCUGCGCUUCAUGAGGACAGCCCAAGAGUUCAACUACACUGUGAAGGUCCUGGGUCUGGGCGAGGAGUGGAAGGGAGGCGACGUCGCUCGGACGGUGGGUGGAGGACAGAAGGUGAGAUGGUUGAAGAAGGAGGUGCAGAAGCACUCGGAGAAGACGGAGCUCGUCAUCAUGUUUGUGGACAGUUACGAUGUGAUCUUUGCAUCGGGUCCUGAGGAGCUGCUGUCCAAGUUUUCCCGUUUGGGUCACAAAGUCAUUUUCUCAGCUGAGGGUUUCUGCUGGCCUGACCAGCGCCUGGCCUCCAAAUACCCCGAGGUGCGUACUGGGAAACGCUACCUGAACUCAGGAGGGUUCAUCGGCUAUGCUCCAGAGAUCAGUGCAAUUGUCCAGCAGUGGAAGUACAAAGACAGCGAUGACGACCAACUUUUCUACACCAGGAUCUACCUGGACAAGACGCACAGGACCAAGUUUAACAUGACCCUGGAUCAUCGAUCCCGGAUCUUCCAAAACCUGAACGGAGCUGUUGAUGAGGUCGUCUUGAAAUUCGAGAGGGCAAAGGUCAGAGCAAGGAAUGUCGCCUACGACACGCUUCCUGUUGUUAUCCAUGGCAACGGACCCACCAAGCUGCAGCUGAACUACCUCGGUAACUACGUCCCCACGGUGUGGACCUAUGAAACCGGCUGCGGGAUUUGCGACGAGGACCUGCUCUUCUUCAGUGAGGACAAACAGAUGCCUCUGGUCUACGUCGCUGUUUUCAUUGAACACGCAACUCCCUUCAUGGAGGAGUUCCUGGAGCGCCUGUCCACUCUGAACUACCCAAAAACGAGGAUUCGCCUCUUCAUCCACAACAACGUCGUGUACCACGAGCGUCACAUCCAGAAGUUCUGGGAGCGUCACAGGUCUCUGUUCCCAGACGCCCGGGUAGUCGGACCAGAGGAGAACCUGAAGGAGGACGAAGCCAGAACCAUGGCUGUCGAGGUGUGUAAGAAGGAUCCAGAGUGCGACUACUACUUCAGCAUCGACUCCGAUGUGGCUUUGACGAACCCCGACAUCCUGAGGAUCCUGAUGGAGGAGAACAAGUCUGUCAUAGCACCCAUGCUGUCCAAACAUGGAAAGCUGUGGAGUAACUUCUGGGGCGCUCUAAGCCCUGAAGGAUACUACUCCAGAUCUGAAGAUUACAUUGAGAUCGUCCAGGGCAAGAGGGUAGGUCUGUGGAAUGUGCCGUACAUCACUCAGGUCUACCUGAUCAAAGGCAGCGUGCUGCGGACUAAACUGUCCCAGGUGAGCCUGUAUAUGGAUGAAGGGGGCAUGGACGCUGACAUGGUGUUCUGCAGGAGCAUCCGAGACCAGGGAGUCUUCAUGUAUGUGUCCAACCGUGACGAAUUUGGCCGUUUGGUGGCCUCGUCCAAUUACAACACGUCCAGGCUCCACCCAGACAUGUGGCAGAUCUUCGACAACCCUGUGGACUGGAAGGAGAAGUAUGUCCACGAAAACUACUCCAAGAUCUUUGAAGAUGAGAAGACUUAUGUAGAGCAGCCCUGUCCAGAUGUUUACUGGUUUCCAGCUUUCUCAGACAAAAUGUGUGACCAUAUGGUAGAAACCAUGGAAGACUGUGGCGAGUGGUCUGGUGGAACGCACAAGGAUGAGCGUCUGGCUGGCGGUUAUGAAAAUGUCCCAACUGUGGAUAUCCACAUGAACCAGAUCGGCUUUGAGAAGGAGUGGCUCAAGUUCCUCAAAGAUUAUAUUUCCCCUGUCACUGAGAAACUCUAUCCUGGCUACUACCCCAGGGCUCAAGCCAUUAUGAACUUUGUGGUGCGUUACCGUCCAGAUGAGCAACCGUUAUUGCGGCCACAUCAUGACUCCUCCACCUUCACUAUCAACAUCGCCCUGAACAGGAAGGACAUUGACUACGAGGGUGGAGGUUGCAGGUUCCUGCGGUACGACUGUAAGGUGGAGUCUCCUAGGAAGGGCUGGUCCUUCAUGCACCCAGGUCGACUGACACACUACCACGAAGGCCUGCGCGUCACCAAAGGGACCAGAUACAUCAUGGUGUCCUUUGUCGACCCCUAAACGUACAGAGCGUGUGCAUAAAAGGCUGCUGGUGUGUCUGCGUGAGCAUGAGAAGAUUAGCAAACCUCAUCAUCAUAUUCAUAAUGGAGGAAAAGACGUGAUGACCUUGAAUGCAUCAUGUUAUUAUUUCACUGUGUCCUUAUUUCAGGUGUACAUAAGAUUUGACUUAUCAUCGCUGACAUUUCAGAGUUUUCUGUUUUUUACCUUGUUUUUAUUCCUGACACUAGUGAAGCAAAUAAAAACGGGAGAUUUGUGGUCUCGAA
This is a messenger RNA of Pundamilia nyererei, 2659 nucleotides long. It is a transcript of the gene plod3, whose product is annotated as procollagen-lysine, 2-oxoglutarate 5-dioxygenase 3. Lineage: Eukaryota; Metazoa; Chordata; Actinopteri; Cichliformes; Cichlidae. Gene Ontology annotation, biological process: peptidyl-lysine hydroxylation. Bases 198 to 2396 code for a protein of 732 amino acids. The transcript is spliced from 19 exons. Gene Ontology annotation, molecular function: iron ion binding; procollagen-lysine 5-dioxygenase activity; procollagen glucosyltransferase activity. The record is from RefSeq and is a predicted model, not a curated record. Gene Ontology annotation, cellular component: endoplasmic reticulum.